Molecule: messenger RNA, 1253 nt
Organism: Durusdinium trenchii
Lineage: Eukaryota; Dinophyceae; Suessiales; Symbiodiniaceae
Source: the annotation of a GenBank genome assembly
UAUGUGUCUCAGUUCGUGCUUCUAAGUCGAAGCGCUGGCCCUUGACCUUUGGGCUGCGAUCUGGGCGAAACUUCAUGGAGAACGGGAAAAUCGAGGAUCCUGAGGCGCCGGAGGCCAAGCCUGAGGAGAUUGAAGUGUCGGAGAUUUCAGAAGAGGCCUUCUUGGAGCCUUGCGUGCGCGGAAGACUUUGGAAGGAGGCUUUGCUCCUGACGCAGCGACGGGGCCCGGUGGCAUUGGCUCUUGGGCACCUAGCGGCAGUGCUGGGUGCGGUGCUAUUUCAACUGGAGCUUUUGCCAGGUUUGCAGCGAGGCGUCUUCAUGUCGUUUUCCACAUGGUCUUUGGCGUUUGGAGGUGGCGCAGUCGUUCUGGCCCUCUUGAUCUCUAUUCCAUGUGCAUCUUCAUCUGAGCCUGCACCGAUCAGGUCACACUAUCGGGCCCUUUGCGCCAUCAGCAGCUUUUGCACCAUCUUUGCCGGCAUGGUGCCCGUGACGGUUGCUCCUGUUGCUGGAAGCAAGACGACGGCUGUCUUCUAUCUGUUAUUGGCCGGAACCAGCUUCGCCUUCGCCGCCGUGGUGUCCUACCGCAUGUACUUCCGGGUGUCGGACGGCGAGUUCACGUGGCCCUUCAAGGUUGGAGUUUGCUCACCAAUUGGCUGGGCAUUUUUGGAUGUGGCGGCCUCACUCUGGAAAAUCCAGGCGGUGGAGGCCGCCCUGGAAUAUGCCAUCUAUGGAACAACGAUUUGGUUGCUGGCAGCACCCACGUUGAUGGGAUACAUGGUGUGGCUUGCACAACGCUUUCAACAAGGACACGGGUUGCAAGGCACGAUCAUCCGUGAAUGCCUCAUGACCAUGGCGGUGGUCGCUUUGUCUUUGCCUUUGGUGCUGGCCGUGUGUGCUUGCUUCCUUGCGAUCCAAGAACCAAACAUGAGCUUGAAGCCGCUCCAUCGCGCUGCUAUCUUCUCAGCUCUGAUGGUCGUCUUAUGCGUGUCCAAGGUCAUCGCAAGCAAGACUUGUCAAUUGAUCCGGGAAAAAAGAACCUUAGUGAGUUAGGCGUUUCACAGGCAGGCAAACCUGUACGUGCCAGGUUUUUCCGUCCAGUCUACUGGACCCUUAUCGACCUGGCCAUCAGAGGACCAUUGCAGAGCAUUCCAUAGUGGGUAGGGACGUAUGGGAGCCGCACUCACGGUGGAAGAGCCAAGCUUUUUAGGUUGACUAUAUACACUCCCUGAAGUCAUGGCUACGUGGACUUCACCC